Schistocerca serialis cubense is the source of this 3453-nucleotide messenger RNA. RefSeq names its product facilitated trehalose transporter Tret1-like. Gene Ontology annotation, molecular function: transmembrane transporter activity. The coding region runs from base 153 to 1712 and encodes 519 amino acids. The record is from RefSeq and is a predicted model, not a curated record. Lineage: Eukaryota; Metazoa; Arthropoda; Insecta; Orthoptera; Acrididae. Gene Ontology annotation, biological process: transmembrane transport. Gene Ontology annotation, cellular component: membrane. The transcript is spliced from 9 exons.
GCCACUCGAGAUAUCAUCAUCGUGAUGAAAUUGCGAUCCUUCAUCGAUAUAUCAGAGUAGAAGCAGCAGCACAAGGUCACGUGCCGGCGGACUUAUCUUUCGUCGCUGGCAGUGCAGGCAAACACCGGACAGAGGACGGCUCGCAGCUCGCCAUGGACGUUAGCAGCCUCAGUCUACAUGAUCCACGUCAAUAUGUUCCUGAUUUGGUCAGGCUGGAGGAUGAAACCCUUGAAAAUGAACAUCAAGAACUCAAAACUCUAAAUAAUGUUUAUUCCUCGACAACAAGUGAGAUAGACAAGACAUCGGCAGUACCUCAGAUUCUGGCCACCGCUGCUGUUACAGGCUUCCAUCUUGUAUGUGGAGUGUCACUGGGUUUCUCUGCGAUAUUUAUUGCAAGUGUGAUGAAGGAAGGAAGCGAUCUCAAACUUUCGAGUACACAAUCAGCAUGGACAGCAAGUGUCUUAGUUCUUGUCGUACCGAUUGGGGCAUUACUUGGAGGUAUCCUCAUGGAAGCAUAUGGACGACUGAACGCGAUAAAAAUGGCUGCUAUCCCAUGUGCAGCUGGAUGGAUAUUAGUUGCUGUUGGACAAAGUUUCCUACCUAUAUUUAUUGGACGUAUACUGACUGGAAUAUCGGGAGGUAUGGGAACGAGUCCAGCUGUUGUGUACACAACUGAAAUCGGAAGACCAGAGAUCAGAGGAGCACUUACAGCAUCAGGGCCAUCUCUUGCAUCACUGGGGAUGCUAAUUAUUUAUGGAGAAGGUGCAAUAUUAGAUUGGCGCCUCUGUGCCUGGCUCAAUUUAAUCUACGCAUUUGCGCCAAUAAUAGUGAUGACUAUCUGGAUACCUGAGAGCCCAGUGUGGCUUGUUACAAAAGGAAGAAUUGAUGAGGCAGAAAAAGCACUGAAAUGGUUAGGAGGAAACAAUAAAACAAGCCACAAGAAACAACUAGCAGCUAUGGUCAGAUCACAGGAUAUGAGAGCACUAACAGCUCCAAAUUUCUUUCAGGGAUUGAAAGUAUUUCUGAAACCCACAGCAUAUAAGCCAAUAGCAAUUAUGUCAGUGCUUUUCAUCUUUCAGCAGUUUUCUGGAAUUUACAUGACUUUAUUUUAUGCAAUAAAUUUUUUUGAGGAGGUUGGAACUGAACUUGAUCCUAAUCUUGCAACAGUAUUUUUGGGACUAAUGAGAUUUGGAAUGAGUAUAGUAAGCACAAUUUUGAUGAAACAUUUUGGUCGACGGAAACUAGUUAUAACUAGUAGCCUUAGUAUGGCAGCUUGUAUGACAGCUUCAGGACUGUCAACAAUGCAUAUAAAAAAUGGAGGUGGUGGGACAUGGAUCCCUGUGGCAUGUAUUUUGGGAUAUGUGUGUGCAAGUAUGAUAGGACUACUUGGAAUUCCAUGGACUAUGACAGCGGAACUUUUUCCAACGCAAAUAAGAGGUCUUGCACAUGGCAUACUUAUGUCAUUUGCUCAUAUAGUCAUGUUUGUUACCAUACAGUAUUAUUUUGACAUGCUGAAUUUCUUUGGAGGAGCACAUGUGUUGCAAUGGUUUUUUGCAGUGGUCUGUAUAAUGGCUGCUGUACAUGUAUGGAUUUUCCUGCCAGAAACACAUGGUGUUGCGCUAUCAGAUAUUGAAAAGUAUUUCCGUGAAAACACAUUUUAUUUUAUGUAUGCUAGGAAACAGGCAAGGCAAACAAAAGUCACAAAUCCUUAAAAUAAAACAACUAAAAAAGAUAAAAUAACCAGGUAACCAUUAUUUGACUUUUCAAUUGUUACAUUGUCCCCAAUUGCACAAAUUCAGUGAAUAGGUAUUAAACUUAGUCUAGCUUUGUAUGAUACACCAAGCAAGACCUAAAUAGGCCACAAACCAAUAACAAGGCUUUUUUUGCUGAUUAAAUCAUUUUUAUGAGCUAGGACUCAUUUGCUCACUUUGGAUAAGUUGUAUAUUUUGUACUUGUAAAUAGUGUUAGUUUUUUGUCAGUGUUACAGGUAUACAAUAAGGUUAGUGGAGAUUUCAAAUCCCACAAAAUUAUUUAUUGAUGUCAAUUAAUAAACAAAUUAUGUUAAAUUAAAGUAUUACAUCAUAAGUUGUAUCAUCAGGUGUUAAUGAGGAUAAUUGGAAAGAUCUAGGAGGAAUUUUUGUUUUAAAUGAUCAUUUUAAUUACUGUGUGGGUUACCAAUGCUCUGUAUAACACAUAAAGCUUCAUAGAUGUUAUUGUUAAUGUUUGGGUAUCAUAUAAGAUCUGCUUCUUCUUCCCCCUCCCCCCCCCCCCUUUCCCUAGUCACAGCAAAGCCUUUCAAAUGCUGUACAUAACAGUCUACCAUACUGUAUCCCUGUACAGUCCCACGGGCAGCAUGACACCAUCUUUCCCCACCCCUGUCCUGCUAUUCCUCCCAUGUCCCACCCCAAACCUCUUCCGUACCCCUACCCAAUCGAGCCAAGAUCGCUACUCACUUCAGUCUGGUCUCAGUGCCCAGAGACAACAGUGGCCGUGUGUGUGUGUGUGUGUGUGUGUGUGUGUGUGUGUGUGUGUGAGAGAGAGAGAGAGAGAGAGAGAGAGAGAGAGAGAGAGAGAGAGAGAGAGAGAGUACUUAGUUUUCUUUCAAAUGUUCUUGGCUACUGUGCAAUGCUUCCUUUAUGUGGUGAGCAAUGGUCUUUCCUAAUUCAUGUUGUUAUUCCAUCUUGGAUAUCCUGUUGUCAGAUAAAAUAUUGCUUCACAUCAAUUCUUAAAGGAAGGAACUUACCAAAAUAGUAAACUGAUAGCUACUAUCAGUUUCACAUAUUUACAUAGGACAGGCAAUAUGCAGUCUUUGUGUAUGCUUUGACAAAUAUAUUGCUUUAUCUCUUGCCUUCCUCUGCAUAUACAGAAGUUCUCAUUAUUUCACUGUAGAACAAUAAGCAAUGUUAUUGUCAUUAUUUUAAUUAUUAUGAAUCAGUGACCAGUACCUUUCUAGGUAUAUGAGAGUAUAUGAGAGUAAGAAGUACGUGUAGCAGAAAUUAGUAAAAAAUAGAUCCUCAAAAAUUUCUAGAUACUAGCAAUUCAUAACAGCAAAACUGUACUGUCUGUUAACACUAGAAUAUUAUUUAUUAUCUAUAAAUGUGUAAAAAUAAAAGUCAAUGAAAAACUUUUUCAGUUCAUUUUCAAAUUUAGCUUUGCUGUAUGUUCGACAUCUUAUAUAGUUUUGUAAAUGACCAAAAGUUUUGGUGGCAGUACUGUGCAGCAGUUUUUGUGCUAAAGACAACCUAAAUAUGAAGUAAUGAAUGUCAUUUCUCUUCUGGUAUUGUAAUUAUGUACAUAACUGUUCCUUUAGAACUAUAGUAGAUCAUUUACAGCAAAACUUUGUGAGAAAAUAAAUAUACUGUGCAAAAUGCCUAACUCCUUAAACAGUUGUCUACAAGAUGAUCAUGUGUGAGCACCACAUAUUAUCUGUACAGCACAUUUUUCAGCAAUGGA